ACUAACUUUAUUGUGUUACACAUUUCACAAUAUAUACAUGUAUCAAAUCAUCACAUUUACAGUUUAAACUUAAACAAUGUUAUAUGUCACUUAUAUCUCAAUAAAGCUGGGAAAUAAAUAUAAAAUUGCUCUCUUGCCCUUUACGCUUGAUCCGAUCCAGUUAUCAAUUUAUUCCUAAAUUUCUCUAUUUCCAUAGUAUCAAAUCAACUCAGUAUCAUUCCUGCUGCCACCAUUUCAGUUUAAACCCUCUACCUCUUGCCUGGACUAUUACAGUAGCCUUCUAGUUGGUCUGACUCUCUCCUCCUUCCCUCUGUCACUUUUUCCCCAAACAAACUUAGGAUAACUUCCUACCCAUCCUUCAAGGUCCACUCUGACUCCCAGUAAUAUGGUCUCCCUUCCAUUAGGCACUUCCAGCACUCUGUCUUACUCUUCUUUGAGUUUUGAUAUUAAGUAGCUUGAGUGAUGAGACUCUGUUCUUCCAUCUUCUGUUUCCAACGAUGAGCAGUCAGUGCCUUGCAUAUAGUACUGUUCAAUAAGCCUUUAUUAUGAUGGAUUGAUAGCAAGGCUAAAAUGGACUCUCUGCUCCACUUAGAACAAACAUUCCCCAACUGAAUUCCACUAAGACCCUUCAGGCUAGGAAAUAGCAGACCAGCUGUGCAGUGUGCCAUGUCAGGCCCUCACUUUCCAAUGCCCUGGUACUACAGAGGAAGAGCAAGAAUAACAUUCCUUUUUAACCUGUAAGGGAUAUAGACCUUUCUUGAACAGUUCUGAGAAUCAAAGCAGAAAAUGUGGCAAUGACAUUAGUGAAGCCUUAGAAGUGUGAGAAGCACCUGAGAGCUUGUGAUGAGCAGGUUGUCUGUGAUAGACAAACAGACCCAUAAACAGGCAUAGCUACUAAUUAGAAGGAGCAAAGGAGUGUCUGAGACCUUGACCACAUGGAUGAGGUGGUAGAGUCUCCUGAAUGCCUAAUUCAGGAGACUCUAAAAAUAGGAGUUCAUUCACUCUGACUCAAAAAGUAGGCUUUUGAUAUGGAUUCUUGUUCACAGCACUUGUCAGAGGAGCAUUCCUUCAGUCAGAAGUCUGAAAUGUGUAGCUGUAGUCUUGCUUUAUGCCUUGGGUCAUCUUGGGGAGAGACUUGGGGUCUCGAGUCUCCUACUAUCUCAAAGUAGCAGAGGCCUGGGACCCCUAGACCUAAUUGGCUUUGGGACAGUAAGGGAGACAGAGAUACCAUCUCACAUUUGUAGAGUGCUUUCUAGUCUACACGCACUGUUUAGCCCCUUUUCUGAUGUUAUCCUCAUGAUAGCCCUGUGAAGUGUGCUGAGCAGAUCGCCCUCAUUUUAUAGACAGGAAAACCAAAGUCACAGGGCCAGUCAGAAAUAGAACCAAGGUCUUCUGACUCCUUAACAAGUGCUCUGUCCACCCCGCCAUGCUACUGAGUUCCAGAAAAGGGAGAAGCUAUUUAAUAGCGCUUGCCACUUAGGUGAAUGGUUGAAACGAAUUACCCUAAUAUGAUUAGCCAUUGGCUGAGUCUGGGCCCCUCUGCUUUCUGUCCACAGAGCCAUGGGGGUGUUGAUGUCCAAGCGGCAGACAGUGGAGCAGGUGCAGAAAGUGAGCCUGGCUGUUUCUGCCUUCAAGGAUGGGCUGCGGGACAGGCCUUCCAUCCGACGCACAGGUGAACUUUCAGGGUCUCACCGUGGCACGGUAGAGGGCUCUGUCCAGGAGGUGCAAGAAGAGAAAGAAGCAGAAGCAAGCACCCCAGCACUCCAAGAAGAGAGCAGUGUCAACCGUGCCGCCUGGGAGAGGCUCCGGGAUGGGCGUGGAGUGGAGCCGGAGGAGUUUGACAGGACCAGUCGUUUCACACCCCCUGCCUUCAUCCGCCCCACCCGGAAGCUGGAUGAUGACAAGCCUCCAGAUAUCCGCUUGGAGCCCAGAGAGCCUAACAACCUCAACUUGCUGCUGACUGAGGAAGAAAUGUACAGCCUCACAGAGACCUUUCAGCGGUGUAAAGUUAUCCCCGACUGCUCCCUGACGCUGGAUGAUUUCCUGCGCUACCGCCACCAAACAGCGAAGCGAGGGGACAGUGACAGGGCUCUAAGUGAGGAGCAAGAGGAGCAGGCAGUCCGCCAGUUUGCAGCCCUGGACCCUGAACACCGAGGACACAUAGAGUGGCCUGAUUUCUUGUCCCAUGAGUCCCUCCUACUUCUACAGCAAUUACGUCCCCAGAACUCACUGUUAAGGCUUCUGACAGUCAAGGAGCGGGAGCGAGCCCGGGCCUCUUUCCUGGCCCGCGGUAGCGGGAGCACUAUCAGUGAGGCAGAGUGCCGCCGUGCCCAGCACUCUUGGUUCUGCAAACGCCCCCCAGAUGCUUCUUCCUGCAGUGUCAGCGUCAGCCAUGUGGGUCCCAUAGCAGACAGCAGCCCAGCCAGCAGCAGCAGCAAGAGUCAGGACAAGGCCUCGCUGCCCACAGAGCCUGAGUCCAGAUUUGUGGACUGGCCUACCUUCCUGCAGGAGAAUGUCGUCUACAUCUUGGCUGCUCGCCCCAACAGUGCAGCCAUUCACCUGAAACCCCCAGGAUAGCAUGGAGCAGAAAAGCUCAGUUUGGGGACAGUGGCGUUCUCUCCCUCCUUUACUUUCUCCCUUCCCCCACCAACCUCUGGUACUGAGACUUAUGGGGAUGGAGCACUGGCCACAUCUCAGUUUGUCACUAAGCUUUAUGGCACUGAAAUCACCAUUCCCAUCACAACAGAGACAGUAAAUGCAUUGCCACAGGGAGAAGCCCUGGGAGCUGUGUCAGUAUCUGCUCCUGGACCACCCCCUGCCCUCACACCGUAGACUGGACCUGCCACUGCACACGUAUAUGUGUGCACACACAUGCACACAUACACACAUGCCUAGCUGGCCAUGCCUGCAGAGACCUGGUUCUUUUUGGUUGAAGAAGGACCAAAGUUCUUUUGUGAAGCCCUUGGUAUAAACGAGGGGGUCUCUGCUCAGCUCUUCUAUUGGCCAGUUCUGAUUCACGAUAGAUCAGUCUCUGGCCAAGUGAUUCUUAAUAAGGGCCAUAUCAGACUCACAUACUCUCCUAGAGAUGCUGACAGGCUCCCUCUUCCCACACUGAAAGUCCCCUCUGUGGUGAGCCACUGUUCCGGUAGGUGUGUGCUAUGUCCCUCAGGUGGGGUGGGGAAAUGGUUGAAAACCACCACUGCACUUAUUAUUUAUUUAUUAUUUAUUUAAAUUCAAUUCCUGGUGACAGAGAAGGCAACUAGUCUGUGGAGUCCUAAUUAGAAAAGGGAAGGCAGCCCCUCCCAGGGACCCAGAAUUCUAGGAACCUCUCAGCCAGGUCAUUCAAGUCCAAAAGUCUUUAUUUAACAGAACAGUCCAAAACCAAGGUGAGCCAUCCUGGCCCCUGUUUUUUAGGUGGGUGCUCAUGGCCCAGAGCCCAGGGUCCUGAAUGGAACAGGUAUGAUGGCAAGAGUCACAGCCCUCUGGGUUAAGUGCUUCACCCAAGUCAGCUACCACAGAGACCCAAACCUGAGCUCCAAUGAGGACAAGGCCUGGAUGGAAGAGGAGAGAAGAAGGCUCAUGCUUUUCCAUUCUUCCAGCUCAGCUCAACCGCAGACCUAGAAAAGUGUGCCAUGGUAUGGAGUACAGAGCCAGCCUUUUUCAUAGCCCAAGAAAGAGCAACUCCACAGAAGCCCUCAAAAGGGAUUCCUUUCAAACCACCUGACAAUGAGGGUAAGACACUGGAGCUAAGAAGAGGAUUUGCAUCUCAACUCUCUUGAACAGAGAAAGUCCCAUCAAAGCCUCACAGAAGGAAGAGGUGUUACCUUCUCCCUGUUACUGAGAUAUGGCCUGAGUUGCUGCUUUUCCCCAUUGCUCAUUACAUGUCCUUCCCCACCAGCUUAGGGCCUGGACCUGGCAUGGGAAGACUUUGGGGGCAAGGAGAGGCUGCCACAAGGCCACCAAGCCUGGCCUCCCAGCCCCAGCUGUCCUUCCUAAGUUCUCAUUAAAUUCCCCAGUCAGUGUAUGUUACAGGUAAGCACAUGCCCUGGAGUUCAAGUUUCUGUUUCCAAGCUAAUGGCUUAGGUUAGUCAGUUCUGACGACCAAGAGUUAUUUGAGAGGGGGUUGGCUCAGUCAUGCAGAAGUUAACCCCAUUGCUCAAGGCACUUCUACAGAAGAAGCAGCAUACAUCUCAGUGCUGCUCAGAGGAAAGCAGGGAGCUGUAACCUGGGGCAUGGUAAGAGCACUAUAUGGUCUCCUCCCUUAGAGCCUGACCUAGAAGCCAGGUAAGAGGCUUCUGAGGUUGGAUUAUUUAGGACUGAAAGCAAGCAUACAGAAGAUGAACUGGGUUCAUGUGUAUGGCUCUGAACAUUUCAAAAAGCCCAGUUCUUUGUAAAUACUCCAUAGCCAUACUCCCAAGACUAAUCAGUAGGAGGGGCCAUUAUUCAGUCCAGCCAAAAAAAGAAAAAAAAACAAAGAAAGAAAGAGAAAGCACAUGACUUUUGGGCCCAAGGACUGCAUCCGAAGCAGCCAGCCCUGGGGUUUUGCACUGAGAUUAAAGCACAUUAAGCACAAGGGCUUUUGCUUACUCUUGGGCUAAUCACCUUCUAUGUCAAUGGCCUCGGGCUGCUUGAUCUCAUGGACGGGGCAUUUUGAGUAAAAAAAGCUCUGGGCUUUGAGAGCUCGGUAGCUUUUUCUCCUGCCUCGUCAUCAAUCAAAAGGAUUGGCAGUCCAUCUUCUUGUUCCCUGAUCCUUCACAGACCAAGGCGAUGCCUACCUCUCUGCAGCUGCAGCUUCUAGCUUUCUGUGGGUGAGUGGUAAAGACUGGGGGCCACUGGAUCAGGCCAGCUGUAUCCGAGGGCCUGGCAAAGCAGACCCCAGAGUUCUUCCAAAACAGGAUCUGGCCCAUUUGGGAUCACCCUCUCCCUAUUCCAGGGCGGCAAGCUUCCUUAGUGGGGGUGUGCUGCAAAGGGUCCAGGGGACAUUGCCCUCAGCAAAGGAUAGAGUGCCCAGUCACAAGAAUCCUAGGAAGCAGAAAAGCACAGAGAAGUAACCAGCCUCUUCUCCAUAGGCAUCUAGCUUCUUACCAAAGGAGAGGUUCCAUUGCUCCCUCAGUCAAGAGUUGCAGAAGCUCUACCCCAAGCCCCCUUCUGAGAUCUCCCUUUGCAGUGUCCUAAUCCACGGAGCCCCUCUCCGGUACAUAUGGAGAUGUUCAAACUUGUAUAAACCUAGUGAAGCCAAUUUCCUUUCCUUAUCAAGCCCUUUCAUCAUUGUGACUGUCUGAAAUCCUGCCAAGUACAGAAAUUAGCGACUGACUCUAAUAAGAGUAUGAGAAAAUGUUUCAGUCUUUUCUUCUUGGCUGCCCAAAAUUGCAGAGAUCAGUUCUUUUCCCAAGCACCACCCGCCCCACCCCCCAGCCAAGGGAGGCUGAGGUUACACAGAUACUCCUCUGAAGACUACUUGCCCUAAGUCUGUUUUUCACCCAGAAGUCCUCUUUUCCAUGCUUAGAUUUAAAGACAAGGGGGGCUUCCCCGGGCUUCCCUGGUGGCGCAGUGGUUGGGAAUCUCCCUGCCAAUGCAGGGGACACGGGUUCGAGCCCUGGUCUGGGAAGAUCCCACUUGCCGCAGAGCAGCUAAGCCCGUGGGCCACAACUACUGAGCCUGUGCGUCUGGAGCCUGUGCUCCGCAACAAGAGAGGCCACGAUGGUGAGAGGCCCGCGCACUGCGAUGAAGAGUGGCCCCCGCUCUCCGCAACUGGAGAAAGCCCUCGCACAGCAACAAAGACCCAACACAGCCAAAAAUAAAUAAAUAAAUUUAUAAAAAAAUAAAAAUAAAAAAAUUAAAAAAAAAUAAAGACAGAGGCAUUUGAUGACACGAUGGAGCUUCAGGGACACAGGGUCAGCUGAGGCAAUAGCUGUGGCCAUGUAGCCGCUCUAGGUCUGCUCCGUGGCUUCCUCUCCUGAGAUCAGCCUUCCCCAAUAGAUUCAGGCUCUGCGCUUUUGAGCAAUGGGCCCCUUUGAUCCCAGGGAUGGAGGAGUUUCCUUACUCCUAGGUACUGACCCCUUUCAAGAGCUCUUCCUUUGAGAACAGCCACUGCUGAAGCUAUGAGCACGUUGCCUCUUUCUGUCCUCAGCCUAAGCAACUGUGGCUGCAGGCCAGACACUGGCCUUUCUGGCCCUGGUGCUCCCUAUGGGAUGUCACCCUGGCCUUAUUAGAGUGGCCAAAUAUAGGGGUCCCCCAUUCCUAUCAACAGUAUGGGAAGCACAGAAUCAAACCACCUGGGAAGAGGGCACCUCUCUGGGGGGUGGGCUCAGGAUUGUGCCUAGGCCUCUAAGCCUCAACCUCAACCACUGCAUGUCUCAUGGCUUCAGUAAAGCUGGUGCAAGAAACCCUAAAGGCAAGAGGGAAGCUCAGAAGAAGCUGUAUGGCAGGGUCACAGGCCAGCCAUGACCACCACAGAGCCAAGAGUAACUUUCAGACAGGACUGGUGGCAGGCUCUAGUGAUCCUGCAGGCAUGUCCCCUUUAAACCAGCAGAGUAAAGGCAGAUACAUACUUGGAGUUUAAAAGGCAAAACAACAUUGAUGCCAGAAUUUCAGGACAUCCAGGCAGCACCUGUAACCGUAACCCCUUUAUACCCCUCUAUUUACAGUGGAAUAAAAUUGCUGCUUUCUCCAUGCCACUUAGUUUGAAUUGCCCAGAAUCUGUCUCUGGGCCCUUAGCUACAGCCCAUACAACAGAGUUCUCCUUGAUUGGGGGAUAUUAAUGCAUCCUGCCUGCUCCCGACAGCCCACGCUGAAGUGGGGUGGGACUGGGCAUUUUCUCUGCUGUUGCUUUUCUGCUGCCACUGCUUUUAGC
Messenger RNA from Physeter macrocephalus (sperm whale), 6853 nucleotides. It is a transcript of the gene PHF24, whose product is annotated as PHD finger protein 24. Gene Ontology annotation, cellular component: nucleus; cytoplasm. Gene Ontology annotation, molecular function: transcription corepressor activity. NCBI's taxonomy places the organism in Eukaryota, Metazoa, Chordata, Mammalia, Artiodactyla, Physeteridae. The record is from RefSeq and is a predicted model, not a curated record. The coding region runs from base 1561 to 2577 and encodes 338 amino acids. The transcript has 6 exons.